UGCUGUUACAUUUUUUACGUUUGCCACAACGACCGUUGCGCAUUGUGAGCGCAACGGUGAUGUUCCCCAAAGCACAACACUUGCUGCGUCUGGCUGUCGUUAGUAUGUUUGUAAGGCUAGAAACAAAUGUCAGCGACUGGUAGCUAAUCCGUAGGCUAUGUUUCGGCCGUCUAGGGAUGCCUAAAACACGUUGACUCACCGGCAGAAAAGAGAUGUCGUGGUUCUACCAUGUCAGUCAGGGAUCAAAUGAACAACAACCGCAGCUUAGCGACACGUUUACCCCUGCCGUUGCCAGUCCCUUUUCCAGCCUCGCUGGUUCGACACAGGAAACCCUUGGCAACGCAAGACUAGAGUGGCCCUCCAGCUACUCGCCUCCCGGCUUGCUUACUCUGCCCUCGCCACCACAAUGUUCAGCUCCACCGACCCUUGAGUCCCUCUCGUGUGCAUCCCAUAAUGCAGUGCCAGGUGGGGGUUCUCUGCCUGUGUCAUACGUCACACUUCAGGAGUACCGGUGCGUAAUGAGCUGGUUCUUGGGGUGGACCAGCCCACAGAGAGAACGCUUUCUGCAGGACCUUCUGGGCAAAGCAGUACCUGGGAAAGUGUGCACUCUUCUAGAUUCACUCAAUACUCUACAGGUUAGAGACAGACCUCCGAACAUCUUUGAGUGCCAGCUGCGUCUCUGGACCCAGUGGUUCGAGUCAUGGAGUGAGGAAGAGAGGAACCACUUCCUGCUCGUCCUGGAAGAGCACGACCCGGCCUUUGUAGCACGGUUCUACCAGAGUGUGGCCGGUACCGCCGGGAGAGAGUGAUGGCUUAUGGGAGUCGAGCCAUGACAUCGGUGCUUCGAUUGAAGUAUGUGCGAUGGGUAAAGGAUUUGAAGGUGAUUGUGACUUUUAUAUCAAGUAAAAGCAGGUCUGAAUACCAAAUGUCUCUCUUCCUCCUCUCCCGCUCUGUCUCUCUCUCUCUCUGAACCCUACUCUGACAGUGAUGGUAGGUGAUCUAUUGUUGAAUACAACUUGGAUAGUAGGAUCAUUGUGUUAACCUGCAUCACCUGCAAUAUAAACCAAUGAAGUGUUUGGAAGCAGAAUACCUACAGCAUUAAAACAAACAAAAAACAAAAACAGUUGAAUAAGGGCUAUUGUUUAUCUGUUGCUAAAUGCGUUUCCCAUGGCCUUGGCCCUACAGUGUGCAGUUUGUAAAGGUCGGAAAUUAGUUAUAGCAUGGGGAUUUGAACUUUGGUAUGGACUAUUAUUAUGAAAUCCUGACACCUCAAGGCACUGUGCUCCUGGUUUGUACCCAAUCAUGUAAGCUUCUGGAGGGAAUAGAAAUACAAGACACACGGGUAAAUCGAAAAGUAUUUUAAGCUUCUGAUAAUGUAAUCUGAUAAUUUCAACUUUCUUAUUGUGAUUUUUUUUUUUACCAUAACAAGAAAUAAAUGUAGUAGACUAUA
Molecule: messenger RNA, 1450 nt
Organism: Gadus macrocephalus (Pacific cod)
Lineage: Eukaryota; Metazoa; Chordata; Actinopteri; Gadiformes; Gadidae
Gene: c8h14orf119
Product: chromosome 8 C14orf119 homolog
Exons: 3
Coding region: 213-809 (198 amino acids)
Source: RefSeq, a predicted model, not a curated record